CAUAUCUCUCAAGAUAAUGCAGUUUCGAAUUCACUUUGUGAUUCCAAUUAUCUUGCUAUUAUGGCUAACCAGAACAUGGACAGCAUCAGCAUCGCUCGCCAUGCCUGGAUGCCAAGAGAGAUGUGGAGAUGUUCUUAUUCCCUAUCCAUUUGGAAUCGGAUACGAGCGUAAUUGUUCCAUGGGGGAGGGAUUUGAGGUUAUAUGUAACACCUCAUUUAAUCCUCCAAAACCUUUCAUAAAGAUCAUUGGGAUGGAACUUUUACAAGUGUCAGUAAAUGAUAUGGUAGUUCAAGUCAUGAGUCCAGUGAGAUCGUUAAAUUGUCGCAACACAACAUCAUCGUCAUCAUCGUUGGCUCUCCCGGAGGUUGUUGACCUUUCGAAGAGCCCGUUUGUGUUCUCCAGGGAGUCCAACAGAUUCACGGCUAUAGGUUGUGACAACUUUGCCACCAUAUCCCAGUAUGGUAAAACAAUUGGUGGGUGUAUGUCUAUUUGUGAUGCCGCACCAAAUGUUACUGGUAGUGGCUGCUAUGGACUCAAUUGUUGUCAAACUACGAUUCCUCCCAAUCUGUAUUUGUUGAACAUGUCGAUCACUAACAUUAAUUCCACCGGCAGAUGCAUGUCUGCAUCUAUGGUUGACCAAGAUUGGUUUAAUUAUAAUUCGUUCGAUGAAAAUUAUAAUGAGCUGAGCAAAAGGGAACAUGUUCCUGUUGUGCUAGAGUGGGGGAGAAGGUUCGGAAAUUGUCGUUUGAGUAAAAGUUCCGAUAUAUUCUGUGACAGCUUUGGAAGGUGUUGGGGAUCGCCUGCUCAUGAUUCCUUGUGUGUAUGCAUUCGUUCGAGUCUGAGAAUGGAAGGAAUCUCUUACAUUUCUGACGAAUGUUAUGGUACUUUUUACAGGUCUGGAAGCAAGAAUUGUACUUGUCCAGCAGGCUACGAAAAUAGCCAGCAUGGAGACGGAUGCUACCACCUUGCAGAACCAGUGACAAAAAAGUUUCCUCUGGCUAUACUAAUAGGAUGUUUGGCAGCGUUUGGGAUGAUAUUGCUACUUAUAGGUUCAUGGUGGAUGUACAAACUAGCGAAAAAAAGAAAUAACAUAAAACUGAAGGAAAAGUACUUCAAAAGAAACGGUGGUUUACUCAUGCAACAGCAAUUAUCUUCAAGUGAAGGUAAUAUUGAAAAAACCAAAUUGUUUACUUCAAAAGAGUUGGAAAAGGCCACCGAUAACUAUAAUGAGAAUCGGAUUCUUGGUCAAGGAGGGCAAGGAACAGUUUACAAAGGAAUGUUGGUAGAUGGAAGAAUUGUGGCAAUUAAGAAGUCGAUAAUGGUAGACGAAGAUAAACUCGAGCAAUUCAUCAAUGAGGUUAUUAUUUUAUCACAGAUCAAUCAUAGAAAUGUGGUUAAAUUACUCGGAUCUUGUUUGGAGACAGAGGUUCCACUGCUAGUUUACGAGUUCAUCCCUAACGGAACACUAUUCCCAGUACUACAUCACCAGAUUGAGGAGGAGUUUCUACUUACAUGGGAAAUGCGCUUGCGCAUUGCUGUAGAAGUUGCAAGUGCUUUAUCCUAUUUGCAUUCAUCGGCUUCGAUUCCCAUUUAUCAUCGCGACAUCAAGUCUUCGAAUAUACUUCUGGACGAUAAAUACAGAGCCAAAAUUUCUGAUUUUGGGACUUCGAGAUCUGUAGCAGUUGAUCAAACUCACUUGACAACUCAAGUAUUGGGAACCUUCGGAUACUUAGACCCUGAGUAUUUCCAAUCAAGCCAGUUUACUGAUAAGAGCGAUGUUUAUAGCUUUGGAGUAGUACUUAUUGAGCUCUUAACUGGAAAGAAACCGAUCUCUUCCUUCCAAUCCGAGGAUGAGAGAAGUUUAACGACACAUUUCUUGUUUUUAAUGGAUGAAAAUCGUUUGUUUCAAAUCAUUGAUGCUCGAGUUGCAAAGGAGAGCAGGAAAGAAGAUAUAAUGGUAAUGGCUAAUCUUGCAAGAAGAUGUCUAAACUUGAAUGGAAAGAAACGACCAACAAUGAGAGAAGUAACCAUUGAAUUAGAAGGGAUAAGGGGGUCACAAGGAGCUGCAUUCUCUUAUGUAAUUGAUCAAAGCUAUGAAGAGGUUGACUAUAGUGAAAUGACUAGGCCUUGGGAUACUGCUUCAUCUUCUGAUACUUCUUUGAAAAUCGAUACCAUGAGAUUGCUAUAGAUUAAUAAGGGAUCCAGCCCAGUAUAGUUUCCAAUCUCUCUAAGGCCUUGGCAGGCCCAGUCCAGUAUCAAAACUGUGCGUUUUAAUGUUCUUCUUUUCUUCUUUAAUCUUCUCCAACGGCUACUGACAUCUCUCUGUCUUUAGUCUAAUCAAGUUUGUAUCCGUUACAUUCAUCUUGUAUUUAUAUGUGCAAAUGUAUUCAGUUUGCGAGGUUAAUGAAAAUAAUUUCUUCAAGUUCUCUUUA
Tripterygium wilfordii is the source of this 2432-nucleotide messenger RNA. RefSeq names its product wall-associated receptor kinase-like 1. Gene Ontology annotation, cellular component: plasma membrane. Bases 17 to 2188 code for a protein of 723 amino acids. The transcript is spliced from 3 exons. Lineage: Eukaryota; Viridiplantae; Streptophyta; Magnoliopsida; Celastrales; Celastraceae. Gene Ontology annotation, biological process: cell surface receptor signaling pathway; protein phosphorylation. The record is from RefSeq and is a predicted model, not a curated record. Gene Ontology annotation, molecular function: polysaccharide binding; protein serine/threonine kinase activity; ATP binding.